UCCCGGAAUUUGCUCGCUGCUGGUCGCCGGUAUAUUGCGACUCCAUUCAUCGAACUUGAAGUCCCGCGCUACAACAACAAUCGACCGAGACCGCACCACUCCAAGCCGCCCGAUCGAAUCGAACAUGGCCAUUAACCGCGAGGAGUGAACCGAGGGACUGCAAAAGCAAGAUGGCGUACAAGGCGGAUGUGAAGACGACAUUUGAGCCUAGCCGGGUCAUCCAACCAAUCUUUACUGGCGGGAGUGUCUCUCUCAGUGAAGAUGGCAAGAUUCUCGCCUCAUGCCUGGGCGAAGAAGCUCUUCUCACAAAUCUUUCCACUGGAGCUCACUUGACGCGAAUAGAAGGCGACGGCGAACCACUCACAACUCUGAUCCUCACACCCGAUGCCUCACAUCUAAUACUAUGCUCACGAUCGCUUUCGAUGCGCAUAUAUGCGCUGCAAAUAUCUGGACUGGAGGAAGAGAUCGAGGCGAAGCUCAUCCGAACUGUCAAACCGCAUACCACUCCCGUUGUGUCAAUAGCCACGGACUCGACUAGCACACUACUGGCAACUGGUGGUGCAGAUGGUGUUGUCAAGGUUUGGGACAUACGAGGAGGCUUCAUUACACAUACUUUCCACGGUCAUAGUGGGCUCAUCUCCGCUCUGCAUUUCUUCCACGUCGAUCCGGAGUCUGAGGAGCAACCAGCGAAGAGCAAGAAGAGGAAGAAUCGGCAAAGAAAUGAGGAAGUGGAAGUGGUGCAGAACGAAGCAACGGCAGGAUACAGGCUGGCGUCGGGUGGAGAGGAUGGGAAAGUCAGAAUAUGGGAUCUGCACAAGAGGAAGAGCGCGGCGACAUUAGACUCCCACGUGUCCGUUGUUCGAUGUCUGGACUACUCUCCAGAGCGAAAGCUGCUGUUGUCGGCAAGCCGUGACAAGACUGCGAUAUUGUGGGACUCCCGGACAUGGACGAUAGCAUCAACGGUCGCUGUGCUGGAAAGUGUUGAGGGAGCUGCCUUUCUGGAGAAUGGACGCUUAUUCUACACUGCCGGAGAGACAGCGAGGCUACGGUUAUGGAGCACCGACGGCGGAAGCGAAGUGACGGAAGACCAAGAAAGUGGAUCAGAAGUUGAAGCCAUCCUGGAUGUGUUGCACUUCCCAUCUCUGGCAUUCCUCCUGACCGUCCACGCUGAUCAGACGUUGGUUCUGCGUGACAUUUCACAUCUUCACGAACUCUCCACAUCUCAACAAAUACCAGCACUACCGAUCAUGCAACGAAUAAGCGGAACUCACGACGAAGUCAUCGAUCUAGCGUACGUCGGACGAGACCGCUCAUUGCUCGCCCUGGCAACGAAUCUGGAAGAUGUCCGGAUCAUAUCCUUGAAGACAGAUGCUUCAUCAGGCGAUGGCGCCUCGCCGUACUUCGGCGCCGAUGUCGCUUUACUAAAAGGUCACGACGAGAUCAUCAUCACAAUCGACACGGACUGGUCAGGUCACUGGCUAGCGACUGGCGCAAAAGAUAACACGGCCAGGCUAUGGCGACUUGACCCCGAGCACGAUUCAUACGAAUGUUACGCUACAUUCACAGGCCACGCGGAAAGUGUCGGCGCGGUAUCACUACCUAAUGCUGCUCCUCCGGUCGGCUCAAAAGAGUACGAGUCGCCUCUUCAGCAUCCACCCAAGUUCAUGAUCACUGGUAGUCAAGACAAGACGAUCAAGAGAUGGGACAUUGCAUCAGCUGGCAAGGGUCCGCGAGCUGCAUACACCCGCAAAGCACACGACAAGGACAUCAAUGCCAUCGAAACUUCAUAUACUUCACCGGCACUUUUCGCAUCAGCAUCUCAAGAUCGUACAGUCAAGAUCUGGGACGUUGAGACAGGUGAGGCCAUUGGUGUACUUCGCGGUCACAAGCGUGGUGUCUGGACAGUGGCGUUCUCACCACUCGGCAUGCCCGCAUUGACGACCGGUGAUAGUGGAGCUGCGAGCACUGCGCGCGGAAUGGUCGUCACCGGGAGUGGAGACAAGACUGUCAGAAUUUGGAGUCUGACUGACUAUAGCUGCCUCAGAACAUUUGAAGGGCAUGCAAACAGUGUAUUGAAGGUCGUCUGGCUACCGCCGCCGUCGAAGGAUGGCAAAGACCGGAGAGGCAUUCAAGUGGCUAGCGCCGCCGGUGAUGGACUGGUGAAGGUGUGGAACGCGCAAGACAGUGAAUGCGCUGCAACGUUGGACAAUCAUAUCGAUCGAGUCUGGGCACUGGCUGUGAAGCCUUCGCCUAUGCUAACCACGGCCGAGCAGGAUUUACGAGAAGCAGACGAUGCUAACGAGGAAGCCGAUGACAGCAGCAGCUCUUCACUGGAACUCGUUUCCGGAUCCGCAGACAGCACGCUCACCUUCUGGACGGAUACCACGGCCACCACGGCAAUGCAAGCCACAACACAAGCAACAGCACGCAUCGAGCAGGACCAAGAACUGCAAAACCAUAUCCGGGCCAACAACUUCCGCGAAGCGAUCGUGCUCGCUCUUCAACUCAAUCAUCCGAAACGUCUUCUCGAACUCUUCCGGACAGUAAUCGAGAAAGGCAACGAUCCUGGAAGCUUCACAGGAAAGACUGAAGUCGAUGAAGUGCUCGCAUCUCUCAGCUCCGGCCAGCUCUGGAAUCUUCUUCGUCGAAUUCGAGAUUGGAAUGCCAACGGCCGAACACAUCAUGUUGCGCAGCGAGUGCUUUACGCUCUGCUACGGAUAUACCCUAAAGAGCGCCUCCUGAAUCUGCAGAAGCGAAGGAAACCAGUACCAGGCGAUGAACAGCAAGAAAACGAGAGCGUGAAGGAUGUGGUGGAUGCGCUCAAGGCUUAUACUGAGAGGCAUUACAACAGGUUGGAGAAGACGGGCGAGGAGAGGUUUGUGCUUCUGUGGGCUUUGGGUCAGAUGGAUGAUGUUAGUGGGAUGAAGGGUAUUGAGAACGGGUAUGUCAAUGGGCAUACCGAGAAGCAUGAGGAGGAUGUUUUGAUGCUUGAUGGAGCAUGA
This is a messenger RNA of Zymoseptoria tritici IPO323, 3002 nucleotides long. RefSeq lists its product as uncharacterized. Gene Ontology annotation, molecular function: U3 snoRNA binding; protein binding. The record is from RefSeq and is a predicted model, not a curated record. Gene Ontology annotation, biological process: endonucleolytic cleavage in 5'-ETS of tricistronic rRNA transcript (SSU-rRNA, 5.8S rRNA, LSU-rRNA); endonucleolytic cleavage to generate mature 5'-end of SSU-rRNA from (SSU-rRNA, 5.8S rRNA, LSU-rRNA). NCBI's taxonomy places the organism in Eukaryota, Fungi, Ascomycota, Dothideomycetes, Mycosphaerellales, Mycosphaerellaceae. Gene Ontology annotation, cellular component: small-subunit processome; 90S preribosome; nucleolus. The transcript is spliced from 3 exons. Bases 171 to 3002 code for a protein of 943 amino acids.